UUGUUGCUAUUUGUAGCUAGCUAACAGUAUAUUACAUUAAUAAAAUAGCGGUGUUUAUAUUUUGGAUUCAUUGUAACAUUUAAAGUAAUCUGUAGUUUACUUGCUACACUUGCGUUAUUUUGUUAGAAUGACAAUGGUGCAGCUCGUAAUCACCGCCUAAGCUAGCUAGCUAACUGGUGAUAGCUAGCGAACAACAAAUGUCAGGACACGCUUCCCAGCUGGCACGAGAGGAAUAUUGAUUUUGUUCUUGAUAUUUUCGACAACAAGGGUUUUGAAACCAUGGACCAAAAGAUCCCGUAUGAUGACUACCAACUCCCAGUUGUCUUUUUGCCUUCCUACGAGAGUCCCCCAGCAUGGAUAGCCCCGCAGGAGCGUAUCCACCAUCCUGACUACAACAAUGAGCUGACCCAGUUCCUGCCACGCACCAUCGUGUUGAAGAAACCUCCGGGGGCACAGUUAGGCUUCAACAUCCGUGGGGGCAAGGCCUCUCAGCUGGGCAUCUUCAUCUCCAAGGUGGUCCCAGAUUCGGACGCCCACAGAGCAGAGCUCCAGGAGGGAGAUCAGGUGCUGUCUGUCAAUGAAGUGGACUUCCAGGACAUAGAGCACUCGAGGGCUGUUGAGAUUCUGAAGACUGCCAGAGAGAUUCUGAUGAGGGUGCGCUUCUUUCCCUACAACUACCAGAGACAGAAGGAAAGGACUGUGCAUUAGGUGGCAGACGAGUUCCCCGGGAGAGAGUGUGUGAGGGAGUGUCCGUCUUGUAGGAGUUGAUGUCCUUGGUGGAUAGACCUGCACUUGACUAGUGUCCUCCUCCCACAGACUACAGCCCCUGUCCCCCGUUUCAACCUAAGGAUGAACGACCGCAUGACUAAUUGGGUCCAUUCACAUUUACACCCCAGGACCACAUAAAGACAUUGCAUUCCCCCUCCGCAUACUAAACGAUGCACACUGCUUCAAAUGCUGAAAGGAUGUUGUUAUAUCAGGUGUUCACACACAUACACAGUGAGUCAUGCCCUGAAGACACGACAUAGAGUAAUGUAUAUUAUUUACAUACCAUAAUGCUCCAGGUCCCUGAAAGACAGGGUCCUGAAAAGGGGACGUUUCUGUUUUUGCUGAGUUUAUAGACAUACACACGCUUCGGAAAGUAUUCAGACCCCUUGACUUUUUCCACAUUUCACGUUAGCCUUAUUCUAAAAUUACAUUGUUUUUAAAAAAUUGUUGCAUUUAUUUUUGUUCAGUGUAUUUAUAUACAUUUAUACACAGUUUAAUGAUAUUCCAAAAAACAUUAAUGGACCGAGGACCUGAUAAUGCCUUGAUACUGUAAAAGAUUAAGUUCAUUUAAUAUGAAAUGUUUCGAUUAUCUAAGAUAACAUUUUUCCAGACUAGCUAUUACACAAAAAACUGUAGAACUAUUAUUAACUAACUUAAAUUAUAUUUGACAUAACAUGUCGACUAUUAAGGUGCCAACAUCCUUCAUUCAACUAUGGCGACACCAUAAUCUCAUAUAAAUUAAUACUUGCCUUGUAUGAAGCUCAAUACAUUAAACAAAAUCACAUUGUUUCCUGUGCUGUAGUUUAUGAUCCAUCACUUAUAAAAUGUCAGCAUGGAAUGAGUUCCAAAUCUGUUUUUACAUGUCAAAAGAGAUUAGAUGGUGUAAAUAAAUCACUCGUCCAUUAAUGACCCUAAAGAUGGAGUCAGGAUAGUAGAACCUGUUUUCACUCUGUCAACUCUAUCUUCUGUCCUGUGACCCACUUCACAGAUCAUGCUCUUGUAAAACACUAAAUAAAACACGUCUAAACUCUCAA
This is a messenger RNA of Oncorhynchus nerka (sockeye salmon), 1802 nucleotides long. RefSeq names its product PDZ domain-containing protein 11. Gene Ontology annotation, cellular component: cell-cell junction; basolateral plasma membrane; synapse. The transcript has 6 exons. Bases 280 to 708 code for a protein of 142 amino acids. Lineage: Eukaryota; Metazoa; Chordata; Actinopteri; Salmoniformes; Salmonidae. The record is from RefSeq and is a predicted model, not a curated record. Gene Ontology annotation, biological process: protein localization to basolateral plasma membrane; maintenance of epithelial cell apical/basal polarity; neurotransmitter secretion. Gene Ontology annotation, molecular function: protein binding.